Messenger RNA from Funneliformis mosseae, 294 nucleotides. The record is from the annotation of a GenBank genome assembly. Lineage: Eukaryota; Fungi; Glomeromycota; Glomeromycetes; Glomerales; Glomeraceae.
AUGAAUAUAUUAUUGCAAAGGGGAAAUAUAAGAGCGAGCGUUAUCGAUAUCAGAUUAGAGAAAUUAUUGGAAACCUUUGAUAUUGUUGAAACUUCAAGUAUUGAAGAAAAAUUAGAAAUUCAUCGUGUAAUUCAAAAUGAAUUUAUAAGUUCAGGGCAUUUAUACGAAUGCCCCGUAUAUUGUCGGGAAUGUGAUGACGAGCAAAUGAAAAUGCAAUUUCAAUGCCUAGAUUGUGUUGCAACUUUUGACGUUGGAAGUGAAACAAAAAACGAAAGUAAUUGUCGUAUAAUGUAA